CUGACCCACGCCGCCUGCCGAUGACCAUGAGCAUGAGCUCGGGCCUGGAAGCACCGCCCUAGUGCACCCGCAGAGUCCAUCCAGAUCCUGUCCGUGACCCAGACCCGGAAGCAACCCGGGGGCCCUCUGUCGUCCCGUCGGAUUCUUUUGCUCUCGCUCCUGCUCUCGAUGAUCACGAACCCCUUCGCUUCGGCGGUGGAGCUCCCCAAACCGGCGUCGCAAGCGACUUGGCGCUGGUGCCCGCCCAGCCCCAUCCCACCCACAUCCGGCGUACCAGCGCUGUUCCUAUCGAGAUCCUCGGACGCCCUCCGACCGGUGUGCUGUCCGUAGAGUAUAAGGGCGCGUCGAUCCCGCCGUCGAACCCAGCGACGCCAAUUCGACUAGAUCGUCUAGUCCACACAUCAGCCACCAUUACGUCCCUCCACCCAGAAACCACACCUGCGGACGACAUGUCCCUCACCCUCCCGUCUACGCGCACGCCGGCGCGCUCGCAGGCCGCCAACGAGCGCUCCCGCCGCUACUCGCGCAGUAUAUAUCUCUGGACGCUAUCGCAAUGGGAUGAGAACCGCGCCGAUAUCGAACGGCGUACCGCCACAGCCGCGCUCAACGCCAUUCUGUCAGGCCAGCGCGUCGGCACUCCGUCCAGCAGCCGGACCAGCAGCCUCGACGACAAAGAUGGUUUCUUCCCGUGAACACGACGGGCACGGAGAAGUAGCUCGUCCCACUUCCUACCACCACCACUCCCCACCGCCCCUCACCCGCAGGACUCUUGUUAGAGCCUAGAGCCUAGACAGCCCACCCAAAAUCCCACCACCCGCACUGUAUUCUAGUUGAUUGCUGUAGUCUUUUGUUCUUGGAUAUUUAGUGGCAUGCACUGUACCUCAAAUGAAC
This is a messenger RNA of Cutaneotrichosporon oleaginosum, 891 nucleotides long. RefSeq lists its product as uncharacterized. NCBI's taxonomy places the organism in Eukaryota, Fungi, Basidiomycota, Tremellomycetes, Trichosporonales, Trichosporonaceae. The record is from RefSeq and is a predicted model, not a curated record.